GAAAAUCCUAACCUAAAAUCCAAAACUUGCACAAGGGUUUGUUUGUUUUGCCGAAUUUUGAUUUUUAAAUGAAAUUUUGAAGAAUAUUUUGUUGUUAAAGUGGAUAACCUAAUUUGUGAAUAAGUGGAAGUGAAAAUGGAUCGAAAAAGUAUUGGGAGUCUUAUCGGAAAGAGUUUCAGUAACUCGCCGCGAAAACGAGUUUCGAUUGUGCAAUCUUUAAAGAGAAAUAGCACAACAUUGAGCGUAUCAGGACGUUCUAAUCAAUCGACACAAGUAAUUUGCCGCACAGCAAGUCACAUAGUCGAAAAUUUUGGUUCAUCCCUGCCGGUCUUGGUAACCGAGGCACUGACAUUUGUUGAACGAAGUACGGCAGUCAGUGUUGGAGUUUCCGUAGACGGAUGGGUCUGGCUAGUUUGCGGCCGACGUUUACUAGUUUGGCAAUGCAAAACCACCAUCCACGACAUCAAACAAAGACGUACAUUCAAGAGCCAGUGUCGCGAGCUUCUUCUGCCUCAGAGUGAUCUGGCCCACAAAGCAGAAUGCAUUGCUGUUUGGCUCCCAAUCGGGCACCAGGUGCCCAGUUGCAUGGCAGUUUCUCCAGAAGGAGUCGUCCGAUAUUGGGCAAGUGUUGCCCAUGAGGGCUCCUCCGUGGAAACGAGCGCUGAACUCGCAGGACAGGAAGUCGACUGUCUGACUUAUGUGCCUGGUCAUGGCUGUAUUCUUGCGACUACAACUUGUACAGUUGCUCUUCUGCAAUCCCAAUUCUCGAAUGGAAGAAACACCAUUUCUUGUCGAGUUCUUCGCACAAGUCAAGGAUGGCUGGGUGGAAUUGGUAGGAGAAUGUCUUCACUGAUUUUCGGGGCGAUUCCACAAUCUCCAGUUGCAGAAACGAAAUUGGUGAAAGUAGUUUGCAACAGUCUCAGCGAAAAAGGAUCGAGAGUUUUGAUCCUCGCAGGAUCAUCUUUACAGUAUUGGUCAUUUCCUCAAGGAGAAUCGGAAAAAAUGGAAGUUGAGGAGGACAUUAGUCAGAUCGUUUCGCAAGCUUUCCAGAGAAGAAUUUGGGAAUCUAGUGCGUGCAAUCCUCAGAAUGUAGACACAUGGUUAAUUGAUAUGCAGCCUUAUGAAGAGGGAAUUGUUUUGUUGAUGGCGGCCCACAGUCCCGAGGUUUCUCCGACGAUACAUUUUGCGAUUGGAUUCAUACCACUUAGUGGAACUAAAAUAGGAAACGCCUUCAAAUGGUUUAUGCCAAUUAAACUUGGCCAUUUGAUGUACCACGAAGAUACAGAAGCUGUGGUUUUAUCCUAUCGAUUCAUUCUCUCCGGAUGGGAAGCAAUCAUUUAUAAUCAUCACAAUGUUCUCAUAAUUAACACACUUGUUGAACAUGAACAGGACAAAGUCGAUAUUGUGAGAGGAGGAGAAGACAGUAUUCUAGGGGGUGCUUUAUGUUCAGGAACUCCAGUCUUAUUCACCAGAAAUCUCGGACUUGUUUCGAUCAUUCCGAAUGAUUUUACGACUCAGGACUUUAAUGCAAGUUAUUCCGAUGUUAGCGCGAGUGUGGAUUAUAGUUGUAACACGAGUCUUGCUGGUGAGAAUUUUUAUACCGCUACAAGCAACGAGGAAUUGCAGGAAAUGUUUUGUAGAUCGGAUCCGGCUGCUCAACUCCGAGCCGCUUUUCUUCUUCGUUUGCGUCAAAAUAAGGCGCAGUGCGAAGAAAUUCUCUCCCAACUUUUCCCGAUGCAAGAAGAACCCGUUAUGGACAUUGAUGCGAAUCUUGAUACACUAAUUUUAAAAGUCGCGAAGGAUUUAAUCGACGAUUAUCCGGCUAAUGAUCCCCGGUGGACCAAUCAUAAAGAUUUGUCCAUAACGUUAAACUCAGUUACUUCCAUGCACAUUCCGCAUCAGUUGGAAGCGAAGCAGAAGGCCCUAGACCUCUUCAUAUCUUUUUUGAAGGAAUAUGGCUUGUGGGAUAGAUUUUGCGCUGUUUCUUAUAGAGGAAUAAUUAUGUCGACUUCGUACGUUUUGGCUGAGUAUGCGGAAAAAAUCGUAGCUUCUUUGUCAAUUUACAAUCUUCAACAGAGGUAUGUGGAUCUUGUAGACUCGAUAAUAGAAAAAAGUUUGAAACCUGAGGCCUACGUUUCUGAGGAACUUAGCCCACACGAUAUUUUCUAUCGAGAAGUGAGCACAGUUCACAGAUUUUUGCCGAAUUUGGUCAAUAAUGCAGUCGAAGUGACUCAGUCAGAAAGACCUGCCCAACAAAUUGCUCAGUUUCUGAUGCAAGUUAAUACAAUUCUCUUGAGUAUUUUACACGAAGUUGUGAAAUUUAGACAAUAUAACGCAGAGAGAUUCGCGCCUUCAAGAUGUUCGAGUGGAAUUGCGGAAUAUCUUCCUUGGACGGCAGCUACUGGAAAACACGGUUUAAGAACUUGUCUUAACACAAUGCAAUCUUUAACUCUAAAACACGGAGUUGUUGGAACAAACGACACAUCUGUGCGAAACGAGCUUUACGAGCAAUUAGUUAGCCUGAUAGAUUUAAUACUCGAUGGAAGAAAGUGCCAUUUGGAAAGUAUUCGGGGAACAGAGAAGUUUGAAAUUCUCCUGAAACAGUACGAAUCAGAACGGACGAAUCUGAUUCAGCCACUUGUCAAGGAAGAACAGUACGAAAACGCAGCGAUGCUUGCAGAAAAAUACUGCGACUUUGCAUCCCUAGUUCAAAUUUGCGAACUCACAAAUAACAAAAAUCGCCUCGAUAGUUACAUGGAGAGAUUCGCCUCUCAAGAUUUUGUAGGCUUCCUCUUUUCUUGGUACGUGAAAGACGGACGUCAAGGACAAUUGAUAGAACGGUGCAGACGUGGUGGAGCUUCAGAGUUAACGGAAAGAUUAUCGGAACAUCCGGCAAUUUCUUGGGUUCAAACUGCCUUGACGGACGAAUUACGUCUCGCUGCCAAUACUCUGCAUUCGUUAGCGGUUCAAGAAAAUGAUCUUGUGACGAGAAAAAAGACGAUGUUAUCACUGGCAAAACUUGCUCUUUUGGCGUCAGACGAACCAGAGGAAGAAGUAAGAGACUGUAUCAAACGAAUAGACAAUGAAUUGGCUCUGAUCGCUCACCAAGAAGAUGUUCCAGCCCAGGUGCUUGCCACUUACGGAUACGACAUAGAAAAACUGAGGGUACUAACACCAACUGAACUUAUUAUCUUGUACACGUGUGAAGAGAAUACAAUUGCCAACGAAUACGACUUCAAAAAGGCUCUUGAUUUGUUGGAUUUUGUGGAACAAGAAGACGAAAGAUCAUCUUUGAAAUUGAGAAUUUGGGCACGAGUUGCUCGAAGAGAUAAGUGGAAUACUGUAACUAAAAAUCCAGAGCAGCAGGUUCAGGAAACGACCUUCUUCAAGCUUAUGGACCUCAACCACUUUAUGGGAAACAAAGUCGAGGACUUCCUCCCAUCAGUCGACUUACUUCUCGCAGAACAAGAACUGGGGGAUCUCGCCGCUUCUAGUAAUUUCCAGUAUCUUAUUAAGUUAGUUUACGAAUACGCUUAUCAUAAUUAUUAAAUAUUAAUUAAUUAUUUAAAACAAAAACGGUUUUUUAUGGA
Molecule: messenger RNA, 3590 nt
Organism: Belonocnema kinseyi
Lineage: Eukaryota; Metazoa; Arthropoda; Insecta; Hymenoptera; Cynipidae
Gene: Nup133
Product: nuclear pore complex protein Nup133
Exons: 18
Coding region: 136-3549 (1137 amino acids)
Biological process (GO): transcription-dependent tethering of RNA polymerase II gene DNA at nuclear periphery; protein import into nucleus; poly(A)+ mRNA export from nucleus
Cellular component (GO): nuclear pore outer ring
Molecular function (GO): structural constituent of nuclear pore; protein binding
Source: RefSeq, a predicted model, not a curated record